Phytophthora nicotianae INRA-310 is the source of this 384-nucleotide messenger RNA. RefSeq lists its product as hypothetical. The transcript is spliced from 2 exons. NCBI's taxonomy places the organism in Eukaryota, Oomycota, Peronosporomycetes, Peronosporales, Peronosporaceae. Bases 1 to 384 code for a protein of 127 amino acids. The record is from RefSeq and is a predicted model, not a curated record.
AUGCGGUAUUGCAUGAACAGAAGCAGCCGCUACCACGAAGCGGCGACGUCUGUACUGGACGCACGCGAACCCAGUACAUCCACAGCACAUGGAGACUAUUCAGCUGUCGCGAACAAUCGCGAUUCUAGCGCUGUAGAGGAAGGCGAUGAGUUGGGGAAUCGCUCAAAAUGUGAUAGUAAAUGGCCUGUAUUAUACACGUUACGACAUUAUUAUUGUAAAGGUUCUAACACGAUUGACGACCGCGUUACUGCUGACGGUGGUGCUGAACCAAGUGCUACUGAUCUCAAUGCUGCUGCCCACGGUGGCGCCGCUCCGGACAGCAUAGUCGAAGUGCAAGAGGACGAGUCCGAGUCUGCUGUCGCCGCUACAGGACCUAAAGAAUAA